ACGCGAUCGGCUCGCGCAUGUCCAUCACCCUGUCGUGGUGGUACCGCCGCGCGAUAUCGCGCAAUGCUUUCGAGACGCGUUCUCACCAGACCUCUCUGACUCUCUCUCUCUCUCUCUCUUUUUUCUUCUCUCUCGUCUCCACCCCAUUCUCUCUUCGCAUCUUCUCGCAACUCCGCGCUACUCUACCGUGCUCAAGUGCUCUAGCUUCGAUGAUCAAUCGCUACAAUACUAUUCCUCUUUCCUUUGAUCCUGAUUCCUUUGAAAGAUCAUGUUUCACGAACUCUCCUCGCGGGAAGCCAAAGGGAAGUAUUCGAUAUUCACCCAUCAUUAUUCCGACGUUAUGUAUUAUCAUGUACCAAACACAUCACGGUAUGAGGAUUAUUUAUAUAACAUGCUCCAUAUGUUCUACUUGUUCCUUACACAAUAAAGCUAUCGCAAAACUGGAGGAUCGAUGGUUUGAGUACUACCAAAAACUACCCAAUAGUGUAUUCAUAGGUGAUCUACCCAAUAAUAUUACACACAAUCAUGACAUCAAGAUUGGAUAGAUUAUUCAUACUGUUGGAGACUGGAACAAAUGUGGCAACCAAACGAGCAGCUGCACAACAGUUAGGAGAAGCACAGAGACUACAUCCUCAUGAUCUGCAUCAUUUGUUAGCAAGAGUUUCUACCUUGUUGAAAUCUUCACAAUGGGAUACACGAAUAUCUGCUGCUCAUGCUGUGCAAGCUAUACUUUCCCAAGUUCCACCUUGGAAUCCAGAUCCUAUCAAUAAAAGGGAUCCUGACGAAUGUAACGAUGUAGUGAGACGCAAGACCUCUACGAAAUUGAAAUUAGAAAACUUCGAUGUGAGCAAAGUUCUUGCUCGUAGUACGCAUCUCACUGGGUCCGAGGGCAGUGAGUACGAUCUGAUUAUUGCGGAAGGAGAGCAACUGACGGGUCCCGAUCAGAAGGAAAACCUGGCUAUAAAACUAGGUUUUCAUCCACGUCUAAUGAAUUUUACCGCCGACUUGUUUGACAUUGAGGAUUUCACUUCGGUGCAAUCACCUUGCACAAAAAACGUCACUACGAUUCCCGUGAAUGAGACUUUAAAACAAUCGGAAGGAUUGAGUAGGAGGGAAAUGAAUAGAGCAAAGCGCAAGGCACGUCAGUCAGUGUCGAAGCAACGUUCACGCGAACCCGACGAUCGCGAAGACCAUGCGAACUCGACGAAUGUCCAAUCGCCAGAUGAUACUGAACCUUCAGUCAAGAAACUCUUAUUAGAUGAAAUUAUCGCAUCGGACACUGGAUCUAAGUCAUCCAGUGCAUAUAACGAGCAAGCGAGUGGCGUUCCAGAUAUAACUGGAUGCUGGCCAGAUUCCGUCAUAAAUUGGCCAUUGGAAUCCUUUGCAGAGAGCCUCUGUCAGGACUUGUUCAGUCAGAAGUGGGAAAUACGCCAUGGGGCAGCGACAGCUUUACGUGAACUUAUAAGACUCCAUGGAAAAGGAGCAGGCAAAUCUCGAGAUCAAACUUUGGAGGAGAUGAAAGAGAGCCAUCACAGAUGGAUAACCGACGCCGCUUUACGAUUAUUAUGUGUAUUGGGUCUUGAUCGGUUUGGAGAUUUCGUUUCCGAUCAGGUCAUCGCGCCCGUGCGAGAAACGUGCGCGCAAGCAUUAGGAUCGCUUCUGAUGUUAGUGCCCACCCAGUCGCAAGUUGAUGGUACAAAUAAUGUCUUUCAAGGGUUACUUUCAGUAAUGAUGAAGUUACUAGAACACUAUGAAUGGGAGGCCAGGCAUGGUGCUCUUCUCGCGCUGAAGUAUCUACUUGCUAUACGGAACGACUUAUUAGACGAAGUGCUGCCCAAGGUAUUUCCUUCCGUUAUACAAGGACUGGCUGACCCUGUAGAUGAUGUUGGUGCAGCUGCCGCAAGUGCACUUAUACCGGUAGCGUCGGCGCUUCCGCGAUUAUUCAAACCGUCGGAACUUGAAGCGAUCGUGACACGCCUCUGGCGAUUAUUGAAGGAACAGGAUGACUUAGCAGCUGCUUGCAAUAGUUUUAUGGGUCUGUUGGCAGCGAUACUCUCGUUACCCACCGCACAAGCUUGUUUGCGGCCUCAACCGUUAUCACAGGUAUUACCACGUUUAUGGCCAUUUCUCAGUCAUCCGAGUUCGAGUGUACGCAAGGCCACGCUACAAACAAUGCAAACACUCACCGGCGACGAUCGCAACAGAAACAAAAAGGAACGAUGGGGGGAGCACGGUGCGAUAGGACUUCAGGAAGCGUUGCGACAUGUGUAUCAGUGCGUGUUGAUCGAGCAUAUUCCUGCGAUACAGGACGUAGCGGAGCGCGUUUGGGAAAAUCUAGUCGUAAAUAGUGAUCUCGAAUUAUUGCUGCACGCGGCGUGCCCUCUCGUCAGUACGUGGCUUUGCCUUGCUAUGCAGCCGGAAUAUGUGCCGUUCAACCCGAGCCUGUUGGUAACGGUCACUAGUAGUGUUAAAAACACGAAAUAUAAUCAAACGGUCACUUACUCCGAUGGCCAGUCUGACUCGAACGACAACAGUAGUAACACCAACGUGAACACGAAGCCAUUAUCCGAGCUAAAGAUAUACAUCGGAGGGAUCGAGACAGUAGCACCGAACGUGCGAAAGGCAAACGUCGUACAGGCUCGUUGUAGGGCAUCUCGUAUGCUAGGAUUGUUAUCUUACUACAUAGUGCAACCCGCGCCGGGUGUGAUUUAUACGCCAGAUGUAACUAGUCCUACAGUUUGUUAUGCCAAUGUAUUAUUGGCUUAUCUCAAUUCAAGAUCAGCGUUACAACGUACUAUCGCAGGACUCACCAUGUCAUACUGGGCGAACGUAGAUCCUCUGCAACAGCCCAUGAUACCAGACAUACUCAGGGAAAGACUGUUGGGCUGUUUGAACGAGUGCGUGUACUACGACGAAAUUGCGAAUGCCUUUACUCGUUUGUUACACGAAAGCCGAGAUUACAUUGCGACUUUAAAACAUUAUGGACUGCCAGUGCUUAUCGAAGUGGAUUCAUCCGGUGUGAUGACUCUCGAUCAAAUCAUAACGGUCACUGAAAAAAAUAUUUCUACACUUUGCGCCAUGGUUCCUAAAACUAUUCCAAACGCCAGUUCUCCAGUAGGUAUUAAAAUAAAACCCAAGCUGAACGACGAGUUGGAGGAAAGAAGGCAAACAUUACUGACCGGAGCGUCUACUACGUUGACGCAACAACAUAUAUUACACGUUAUGUCGACAUCUGCACUCGCCGGUGCUGCUGCGAUGUUACAUUGUUUACCACCAUCUCCACAACCACUUAAUCCAGUGGUAAAACCACUGAUGGAGGCUAUAAAACGCGAAGAAAAUGAAGAACUCCAAAAAUUAGCUGCAAAACAUUUAGCUCGUUUAGUAGAUACGUGCGUCGACAGAAAGCCAUCGCCGAACAUAAAGAUUUCCACCAAUCUUUGCGCGUUUCUGUGUUCUGACGUGGAAUUUACGCCGCGGGUUUCUGGCAACAUAGACGCAGACGUAAUCGACGGAAUACUUACCUUGAAUAACAGACAAAAGCAGGCUGAGAGAUUAGCAUACAAUCGCGGUACAAGUGGCGGACUCGGAAGCACUAGGGGACCAGGUAGACCGCCAACGACUGAAAUCCCACUGGAGGAACUGCUGUCUUGCGAGGAACCAGAAGCCAAAGCCGCCAGGACGCGUCGUCGAGGAGCUACGUUCGCAUUGACAGCCAUAGCUGAUUUUUUCGGCCCUCAAUUACCGUCCCGUUUGCCUCAUUUGUGGGAACUAAUAAUGGCGAGUUUGUUAAAAGACGUUAAGAACACCGAACAAGAGAACAGAGUCGAGGAGGAAGGAAACCAAUUGAUCUUCGGUUUACAAGUCUUAGAAACCAUUGCACCGAGUUUAAAUAAGUUGAUUUUACCACCAGCACUAGAUCGUCUGCCACAUUUGUGUAGUUUAUUAGCGCAUCCGUACAAAGCGGUCAGGCAUAUGGCGGCACGAUGCGUAGCCACAUUAGCGAAGCUAAGCACAGAGAAGACAAUGGCACAUGUAAUACGCUCUGUCAUACCAAUGUUGGAAACGAGCGGCGGCGAGAAGAAAAAUCCCGCGGGCACCGUGACACCAAACAAAGUCGAUUCAGUACGUCAAGGAGCGGCUGAAGCAUUAGCUUGUCUUGUUGAAAGUUUAGGGGUGCAGGUGGUACCGUACGCUGUGCUUUUCAUGGUACCGUUACUCGGACGUAUGAGCGAUCAAAAUCAAUCAGUGAGAUGGAUCUGUAGCGCGACGUUUGCUACACUCGUUCAAUUAUUACCGUUAGAUCCUGGGGCGAUCGCUGAUCCGCCAAAUUUAGCGCAAGAGAAGAGGCAAGAGCGAUUGUUCUUGGAACAGCUGUUGAAUCCACGAACCAUUCCGGACACGGAUCUGCCAGUUCCUGUAGCCGCGGAACUGCGUUCUUAUCAACGUCAAGGGUUGAAUUGGCUCAACUUCUUAAACCGUUUUCACCUCCACGGUGUAUUGUGCGAUGAUAUGGGUCUUGGCAAGACGCUGCAGACUCUUUGCAUGUUAGCGUUGGAUCAUUAUCGCAAUGCAGAUGCGCCACCCAGUUUGGUAGUAUGUCCGCCGACUCUUACCGGUCACUGGGUCUAUGAGGUGGAAAGAUUUUUCAAAACAAACGAUCUGACGGUAAUCCAUUUCGCUGGGCCACCACAGGAACGCGAGAAACUGCGUCCUAUAGUUAUGAAUUACAAACUCAUAGUCGUGAGUUAUGACAUCGUACGAAAGGAAACCGAGUUCUUCGAGGGGCGUCAAUGGAAUUAUUGUGUACUUGAUGAAGGUCAUAUAAUAAAGAACGGAAAAACAAAGAGUGCGAAGGCCGCCAAACGGUUGCACGCCAAUUACAGACUCAUACUAUCCGGAACACCUAUACAGAACAAUGUGCUCGAAUUGUGGUCUCUGUUCGAUUUUUUGAUGCCGGGUUUCCUUGGCAGCGAGAAACAAUUCGCAGCGAGAUAUUCCCGUCCUAUCUUGGCGUGCAGAGAACCCAAAGCAGGACCAAAAGAACAAGAGGCUGGCGCUUUAGCUAUGGAAGCUCUUCAUAAACAGGUACUACCAUUUUUACUCCGUCGAAACAAGGAAGAUGUAUUGCAAGAUCUGCCACCGAAAAUCACGCAGGAUUAUUACUGUGACCUAUCGCCCUUGCAGCGAAUGCUCUACGAGGACUUUCGCACGCGUCAUUCAGCUGCAUUCACAUCUACUACGUCAACUUCUUCAUCUUCGAACGACUCCCACAACAGUCAUGUAUUCGAAGCGCUGCGAUAUCUACGUAACGUGUGUAAUCAUCCCAAAUUGGUGCUCGAUCCACGGCAUCCUAUGUAUCAAGCGGUAUGCAACAUAAUGAAGCAACAGCAAAAUACUCUGGCGGACAUCGAGCACGGCGCGAAGCUACCCGCUCUCAAGCAAUUGUUACUGGACUGCGGUAUCGGACAACAACAGAACCAACAAGCUCGCGGCAAUUCGUCGACCGCGAGCACAGAAAGCACACAGCAACAACAACUAGUUAGCCAACAUCGCGCCCUGAUCUUCUGUCAAUUGAAAGCGAUGCUGGAUAUCGUGGAAAAGGAUCUGUUACGUAUGCAUCUACCAACAGUGACGUAUCUACGUCUGGACGGAAGUAUACCCGCGGCGCAGCGGCACUCUGUUGUGACGCGUUUCAACGCCGACCCGUCCAUCGACGUUCUCUUAUUAACCACCCAAGUCGGCGGUCUCGGUCUCAACUUAACUGGCGCAGACACAGUUAUAUUCGUGGAGCACGACUGGAACCCGAUGAAGGAUCUGCAAGCUAUGGACCGCGCGCAUCGUAUAGGCCAGAAAAAAGUAGUCAAUGUGUAUCGCCUGAUCACUAGAUCAACGGUAGAGGAAAAGAUCAUGGGAUUGCAGAAGUUCAAACUUCUUACGGCGAAUACGGUGAUCUCGGCGGAGAACGCUUCGUUGGACACGAUGGGCACCGAUCAGUUGUUAGACUUAUUUACACUGGAUAACGAGAAAGACAAAAGAUCAAAACGUCAUCACGAAGAUACCGCAGGCCUAUCGGGCGUCAGUCGUUCUAUAUUGGAUAUUCUACCUGAACUCUGGGGAGAACAGCAAUAUGAAGAUGAAUAUGAUCUCGACUCAUUUUUGUCUACUCUGAAGGCUGAUAGCCAGUAAGCUUGUACCUCGACAAUUUGUUGAGCGUAUAUGUGUAAAUUAGGGCACAGUACAUUUUUCGCAUACCGUUGUAGCUCCAAGUUCGAUGCGAGAUAUCAAGUGAACUCUAAGGGAGACAGGGUGACGGUAAAAUUUAGAAAUUGGAAGCUGAGACAGUAAUUAAAAUUAAUACUAAAACUUAAUUUUAUGUCGAUAUAAUCGUUAUCGAUAUGAUCGACAAAAUGUCUCAACUUUUUAUGAGUACUUUUAAACACAACAGUACAUUUGACCCUAUAUCUGAUUAGGUAUAAACGCAAUUAAACGACUGCAAUUACGAGAAAGUUCUGUAAAUAUGUGAAAUGAAUAAAUGACUUUUAUAAGGGCGAUUCGAUGUUAAUAAAAUGAUAUUUGCAUAUAGAAUUAACUGACAUAUAGUAUUGACUGAAAAAGGAGAACCAAGAAAGAAAAGUGAACUACGAAGAACGGCGCUUAGGCUGUAUCUUCGCGUGAAUGUCGAUGCGUGAACGUCGACAUUUGCGAACUAUUUGUUCUUUUUCUUCUUUUUUUUUUUCUUCAAUCGUUCCAAUUUCUAGACCAAUUUACUGCCACUCGUACUUUCAAUAAUAAUAAAAAUUUAAUCCGAUUGUGAAUCCUUGGUUGCGUAUGAUAUGCUAACGCUUCAUGCUUGACAAUGAAUUGUUGACGAAUUACGACACAUCGCAGGUACCAAAAGCAACCAUGUCGCGUCACUUGGAUAUUAAGAAUUACGUAUGAUUAAGAAUUAUGCGUCCUCAUUACAUAAAAUAAUGACUGCAUUUAGAAAACACAGUUGAGUGAGCAUUCACUGUCAUUCGUAUAUUCUUUUAGAUUCAUCAUAGAUCUGAAAGAACACCAGUUUAUAAGUGCUGCAAAAUGCUUGUGUUUUCUAAAUGCCUCAUUGAGAAAGUUGACACACUUGUACCUAACUGUCCAACAAUAGCAAGUAGAGAUAGAUUAAGGUAUCUUAUAAGUGAGAGCGAAAGAGAGUGUUUUCGUUUAGUUGUAAUAAUUUAUAAAAAUGCCGAUACAAUUACAAUUCCGCAUUUGUACCAAAACGUCGUCACGGUGCAUAAUUAUUUAUAAUAUAAACUAGUCUCUCUCUUUUUUUUUCUACACCAUCAUGAUAAAUCAGUAUACGACAAUACCACUUGUCUCUUACUAUUCACUUUUUUUUCCGUUAAGUCAUAAGAAUAACAAUUUUUUUCCCCAUUCUUUGAUACGAUACUGGGUUUCCUAGUCACGUACCGCCGCUAUCAGAUAGCGUAAAUAGCAUACCUAGCGCUCACAGUUUCGCUUUGUACAUUACAUCUAUAUUGCCCGCCCCGAAUAUAUUAUGCGGAUCCAAAUGUGCUUUGGUCGCACGAUAAAGGGAAACACCCGCUUCUCCGACGGCCUCGGGAUAAAACUGCGCCCGUAACUUGCCGAUGCCGUGGUGAUGCGACAGAGAGCCGCCACUUGCGAGUAUCUCUUCUCGUGCCGAGCACUCGAUAGCCUCGUAAACCUCGACCGGGUUCUCCAGAUUCGUGUACUUGAACGCCAUAUAGAAGUACACGCAGCAGCCUGCGUCGUAAGUCUGCGUGACGCGACAGGAGAUAAGAUAUUUGCGUAUGCCGUGCGCCUCGCAGUCCCUGGCCACGCGUGACUUGACAUUUCUGCACAACGACAACGUGCGGUUCCAAGAAACAGAAGUCUCGAACGACUCCGCUAAUACGUUAAAUUCGAGUGCGAGGUCACGAAUGUAUCCGAUCACGAACGUCAUCAUGUAUCCGCGCUCGCCAUUGGUCUCACCACCCGAAACACCGCCGUGCUUCUCGGCAAUAUUGUAGAUUUUCCGUUCCUGUGCCGCGACGUCCGCCGCCGCGUUGCCUUCCAUCAUCAGCGUGGCCAUGCAUAUCUGAUCCCACUGGAAACCCUUUAUACCGGUGAUAUACAUAUGCUUCAGGCUUUGCAGUAUCGUGUUGAUCCAACCAGAUUCUGGACGUAGCGCAUAGCCGAGCUGGAACUGCUCGUUGUCCAUUAAACGUAUGCUGGACGGCUGACAUCGUUCUUUCGCGAUCUAUGUUAUUUAGAAAAUCUUUAUAUAUUGUGUAUACUUUGCGUACAAUGAAGGACCGUGCUCCUUUAUGAUAUUGGUGAUGAAACCGAUCUUACACAGCGGUUAUUCAUAUUUUUUGUGUACUGGACGAGAAUGUUAAGUAAAAGAAACACGGUCCUCUCGUCUGACCCGCCAUUCAAAAGCCGCCAAAGUCAUACAAUAAAGUAAUAUACGCACUUCUCGAAACGCGUGAACACCGCUUUGGAAAUUCGGGAACACAAUGCUGCCGUACUUCACCACCCGCGGUAAUGGUCUGAUCUUCAUUACGACCUCUGUAACGACUCCUAGAGUGCCCUCGCUGCCGAGAAUCAUGUGAUCGAAAUCUGGCCCGCAGGAUGCACGAGGCACUAAACUGCCUCUCUCCAAAGUGAUAACAGGAUCAUCCGUUCUCCCGGUGACCAUACGCACUCGCAUGACUAGGUCCUCGAUGUUGCCGUACGUGUUUUUCUUCAUGCCGCUUGCCCUGGUCGCCACCCAUCCGCCUAAACUGUUUGAGAAGAGAAUUAGCUUCCGUUUCGAAAGAUGUAAGUCUUUUACGCGUGUAAAUGUAUUCGUAAACGCUAACCACAAUUCAAGGCUAGAAUGCACAUGCGUAAACAGACACGUGUUUUAAAUAUGAAUAAUUAUUAAGCGUAGACGUAAUGUGAUAUGUGUAUUCUAAUGCAACUUUCACUCUGAAGGUAUUUAUUAUUUCGUAUCACUUCAGUAUUUCUAAAGUUGUGAGAACUAUUCGAAUCGAAUCACGGUAAGAUUGAAAUCCUCUCUAUUUGAAAAUUUUGUUUCCUUUCGGAAAUUUAAAUACAGAUCUGGCAUAUUGGCACAAUUUUGGGAAGCCGUAUUUCCUGCUAGUGAGUUAACGUGAGUUAUAUUUGGGCCUCUCUACUUGCCAAAUCUUAAAAGAAAUCAACAUAGAAUUAAAUAAUUAAGAAAAGGUAGUGAAGUUCUCACAUCAUAAAGAUUUGGGACAGUUUGACAUGAUUCAUUGUGUACGUUGCAAACUUGGAGAAAUAUUCGGCGUGUAAUUACACGUUCAAACGUUAUUAUUUAGUUAUAAUAAUUAAUCGCAUUAAUAUUUAAUGACUGGCUUCUAUAAAUUAGUCAUGUUAUUAAUCAUGUUGUUGAUUAAAAAUUAAAAUUCCAUUCAACACGGAAAAUUUUUGAUUCGCACAUCUCUAAGGGCUAAUUUUUUAGUAGCAAUUUAAAUUUCGAUUUAAGUUUUUAAAUUCUAUUCUAAUAAUGUAUAUAUUUGAUAUACUUAAACAGAGUUUAAAUCUAUGUUUAAAGUGUUACUGAAAAACUGACCUAUUUCGUGUUAUAAACAACAAUUUCAUAAAAAUAGCUUGUACUUUAUAAUUAAAUAUACCCUUUAGAAUAUUUCAAUUCUAUUAUGUAAUGUAUAGUAUAUAAUGUAUAGUAUAUAAUGUAUAGUUUGUAUUUUUAAACAUUCUGUAGUGUUAAAAUACAGUUUUCUGCGGUUCUUUUGUUCAGUCCUAAGUAAUUAUGAAGAAAUACAAAAAAUAUACAGAUCGUUAGUUAACAUUAAUUAUACUCUAGAGCUUUCGUUCAUAGCAAUAAAAGUAAUUUUAACAAUUAGAUUUCUAUAAGAGAACUUUGCUCUACUAAAAUAUUAAGUAAUAAGGAUAAAUACGGUUCGCGGCAAACAACUCGUCUUUCGGUGAAUAUUUGAAAUAUUCCAUAUUUCGAAUAAAUAAAACAUUAAACGUAAAUUCUAAACGAUUUGUAAGACGCGUUUUCUUAUUAUCAAAGAUGAAAUUAUUAAGUAACUGCUUAAAAUAUCGACGUCUUCGUCGCAAAAAAUCCUACAAUAUCAUUUAUUAGCAUCUUUAACCCUUAGUGGCCCUACAUGAGUAUUUCGAGUCCGGACGGUUUCUAUUCGUAGAAAUUUCUCAGCAUGUUGAGGGUCCCGGAUUUUCUAUCUCCUUCUAAAAAAUGCACAUUGAAGUACAGGUAUUUGUUCUAAAAACUUGAAAGUAUAUCCGUGAAUUUUUACAAAUUUUUCGAAUCACUUUAAAGAUAUGAUAAAAGGGCCGGACUCGAAAAACUCAUGUAGGGCCACUUGUAGUUUUUCAUAUAAGCCACUAAGGGUUAAAAAGAUAUUUUGCAUAAUAAUUCAUAUAACAUUCUUAACCACAUUCUACGCCUAGAGUUGUCUUUUUUACGUCGCCGCACCGCGAAACUUUUAUUACACCUGUUUCUGUUGUAUAAUGUGUGUCGGUGAACGAAGCCAAUUUUAUGUAAGAUCGAACUCAACUCAUUUUAUGUGAGAAUCCAAAUGUCUGCAAUAAAAUGUUAAACAUA
Molecule: messenger RNA, 10618 nt
Organism: Odontomachus brunneus
Lineage: Eukaryota; Metazoa; Arthropoda; Insecta; Hymenoptera; Formicidae
Gene: Hel89B
Product: TATA-binding protein-associated factor 172
Exons: 16
Coding region: 526-6186 (1886 amino acids)
Molecular function (GO): ATP binding; ATP hydrolysis activity; ATP-dependent chromatin remodeler activity
Source: RefSeq, a predicted model, not a curated record